Parathielavia appendiculata is the source of this 3396-nucleotide messenger RNA. RefSeq lists its product as uncharacterized. The coding region runs from base 1 to 3396 and encodes 1131 amino acids. Lineage: Eukaryota; Fungi; Ascomycota; Sordariomycetes; Sordariales; Chaetomiaceae. The transcript is spliced from 11 exons. Gene Ontology annotation, biological process: transmembrane transport. The record is from RefSeq and is a predicted model, not a curated record. Gene Ontology annotation, molecular function: FAD binding; oxidoreductase activity; transmembrane transporter activity.
AUGGCCUUCUCUCUGGUGAGGCUGGCCUGUGUCGUCAGCAUUCUUCCGGCGGCGCUGGCACAGAUCACUGUGAGGAGUCAGGCAGAAGACGUGUCAGCCUCGGUCAACGUGGAUGCCUUGGACUUCUCAGAUGCCGCGGGCGUCUCGACAGUGAUUUCGAAGGGGAUCAACUACGGCUGCAAGUGCUACCCGGGCGAGUCAUGCUGGCCGUCGGCGUCCAAGUGGAAGAGCCUCAAUGCCACGGUUGAUGGGCGGCUUCAAGUCCACAUCCCGCCAGGGGCCGCCUGUCACAACACUUUCACCGGCCCGCUGGGGACGGUGAACACGUAUGAUGCGGCCAAGUGUGCCGAGGUCACCCAGAAUUGGGAGAGCGAGUCAUGGACCGUGAGCCAGCCUGCCGCAGCGCUCUGGACCUACUUCACCAACGACACUUGCCGGCCGACGCAGAAUCCCGCCGACAGCUGCACGCUGGGUUACUAUGGAGUCUACGUGAUCAUGGCCACCAAGCCGCAGCAUGUCAAGGCGGGCAUCGACUUUGCCCGGCGCAACAACCUCCGGCUGAUCGUCCGCAACACGGGCCACGACUUCAUCGGCCGCAGCGUGGGCUACGGCUCGCUGGUCAUCAACACGCACAGCUUCCAGAAAAUUGAGUGGAUCGACUCGUACCGCGGGCCUGGGAGCUACAAGGGCUCGGCAGUCACCAUUGGUGCCGGCGUCCAGGGUCUGACCAUCCUGUCUCAGGGCCACGCCCGGAAUCCCCCUCUUGUGGUCGUCACCGGCGAGUGUCCUACCGUCGGCAUUGCCGGCGGCUUUAUCCAGGGUGGCGGUCACGGCCCGUGGACCACGCUCAAGGGGCUCUCGGCCGACAAUGUCCUCGCUUUCGAGGCCAUCACUGCCUCGGGCCAGUAUGUGACGGCCAACGAGCGCCAGAACCCCGACCUUUUCUGGGCUCUCAAGGGCGGUGGUCCGGCCUCGUUUGCCGUCAUUCUUUCGGUCACCAUGAAGACCUUUCCGGACGUCCCAUCGGCUGGUGCCACGCUCUACAUCAACACCACACACACCACCGACUCCAAUGUGUGGUGGAACGGAACCGAGACGUUCCACAAGUGGUCCAACCACUUCGUCGACAACGGCCUCUACGUCUACUUUGAGCUUCUGCCCUUCACGUUCCGCGCACGCCCGUUUGUGGGCAUCGGCAAGACCAAGGCCGAGCUGCAGACUGUCGUCCAGCCCUUCUUGGAUGAACUUACCGCCAAGGGGGUGCCAUUCGACUUUACCAUCAAGGAUUUCCCCACCUUCUACGACCUGUACGUCGACCUUUUCGAGGCAGAGGCCGCGGGAUCCUCUGCCCUCACGGGCGGCUGGAUGUUCAACCACCAGGACGUGGCGACCAACAACGACGGCAUCAUCGAGGCCUUCAAAACCGUCCUGGCCCCACGACCCGACGCGUUCGGCUUCAUGAUUGGCCACCUGUUCAACCCGGGCUAUGGAGCCCCCGCGAGCAACAGCGCGACGCAUCCGGCCUGGCGGAACGCGACCGACUUCAUCAUCAGCGCCCUGGUCGUGCCCGUCGGCUCGUCCCUGGCCCAGAAGGUGGACCUCCAGAAUCUUUUGACCAACACCAUGGACGAGGCCCUGCGCAAGGCCAGCACUAGUGGGUGCACCUACGUCAAUGAGGCCGACCCCUACCAGAAAGAUUGGCAGAGCCACUUCUGGGGCUCCGAGUAUCCCAAGCUCCGUGCUUUGCGGUACAAGUGGGAUCCUCUUGGUGUCCUUUACGCCAUAUCCACUCCCGGCACCGAGAAGUGGGAGGUGAUUGAGGAUGGGACGCGGCUGCAGACCGGGCUCUCACCCGCGCAAGGACCCGGCCAAGAACAUGGCUUCGCCUCUUGGUCCCCGCAGAGUACCGCUUGGCUUAAGCACACUUUGAAGGUGCAUGUCGAGAAGCGGAUUCUCCUUGCUAACUUUCUCAUCACGCUGUCCUUCAGCUUCACUCAAGUCCCGAUCUUCUACGUCUUCCACCUGAUGGAAUGCGACGUCUUCUAUAGCAACCACCCGCCAUACGAAGGCCUAGGCGACCGGUGUAGCCGGAACGAGAUUGCCGCCGGAACCGCGACGCAGUUCUCAAUCCUGGGCAUGAGCACCACCUUCUGCGGCACCAUCAACCUGUUUGUCGCCGGCUGGAUGGCCAAGCGGUUCGGGCCCCGCGCCGCCCUCAUGGUGCAGACUUCUGUGCCCGCCAUCCGGGUGGCUACACAGGUCCUCGGCGUCGUGGCGGGCGGUCAGGCCGGCAUCAUUAUCUUUCAGUGCACCCAGUUGAUCACUGUCAUCGGUGGCCCCGUUGGGUACAUUUUGGUCGCCAAUGUUAUCGCCGGCGAGGUCGUUGAGCCUUUGCGACGCACAGCCGUUUUUGGCAUGCUGCAGGGUUGCAUCAUGUUGGGACAGGGGAUCGGGUACCUCAGCGGAGGUAUGAUCGGUGAUGCAUGGGGCAUCCGACGCCCCUUUGAGGUGGCUUUUUACUCAUUUCUCGUCUCGACAUUGUAUGUGCGCGUGUCCAUGCCGUACAUUGCCGCUGAUUCCUUGUCGAGCGGCUCCAAGCCACACUCCAAGGGCCUUGCCGAGUUCUUCUCUCCUCUGCGUGUGCUUGUGCCGCAGAGGGUCAUGCUAGGAAGCGGCGUUGUACAGAAGCAUUACGGUGUUCUAUUCUUAUGUGCUGGAGUCUUCCUGGGCGUAUUGGCCACAGGAUACGCCCCCUUGCUGAUCCAGAUGUAUGCCACGGCAGUGUUUGAGUUUCAGCAGGGCGACAAUGGCUGGCUCAUGUCCGGCUUUGCUUUUAUGCGCGCAGUCUUUUUAAUAUUCCUCUUCCCUCGGAUCAUCAACACCGGCCGCAGAUGGUACCUGGCAAGGGGGCAACAAGAGACUUCUCCGGGUGCUGAGACCCAGUCUCGCUGCCAUCUUGCAAUGAAUCCGGAGGAACUGGAAGCGCCCAUUGGCAGCUUCGCGGAGGAAGAGCCGGUCGCGUCCGCCGAAGUUAAAGAGGACGAGGGGACUGCCUUUGAUCUCUUUUUUCUUCGGAUCAGCUUGGUUGUCGACGGCAUUUUGACGAUGUGUGCCGACUUUGCCACUGAGGGCUGGCACAUCUAUUUCGAUGUGUUCAGCCUCAAACAGAGCAGACGCCCUCAACGCUCUGACGCUGGUCGAGAACAUCGCCAGGCUGUCGACCCAGGGCUUAUUCGGCUUUGUUUUUGCGGCUUUGGCCCGGAUUGGCAAGCCCCAUCUGACCUUCUUCGCCAAUGCGCACUGUCCUGGGUCACACUCAGGACGCGGGAGACCAAGACGGGGACCGAGAAGACCGCCAAAACCAGGACGAUCCGCAUGUUGUCAGAAGCUAAGUGA